Messenger RNA from Physella acuta, 1849 nucleotides. Its product is annotated as bystin. Lineage: Eukaryota; Metazoa; Mollusca; Gastropoda; Physidae. Gene Ontology annotation, molecular function: snoRNA binding. The record is from RefSeq and is a predicted model, not a curated record. Gene Ontology annotation, biological process: rRNA processing. Gene Ontology annotation, cellular component: preribosome, small subunit precursor; cytoplasm; nucleolus.
AAAAAGUGGUUGAUGUUUUUAUUUGUUUACAUUCACAGCAGUCGUUCCAAAGCACAUGGUUCUGUGUUAGACUUGACUAGGCCUAGCUAGAAAUUUAUUAUUAUUACAUGUCAGUAGUAGUCUAGUCUUCUUUACGUAUAGCGUAUUUAAGCAUAAUAUGGGGAAAAUAAAAAAAGAAAGAAAGCGUUUACACGAACAAAUUAAAGAGCAACAACAUGUGCAAGGCAGUUCCAAGACUGGCAAGGAGCGACGCAGAGCUGAAGAGGACACGUUCAUUGAUGAAAAGCUAUCAAAAAAGAUUCUAGCUCAGGCGCGAAGACAGGAAGAGGAUUUAUUGAAAGAGACUGAUGGGUCACAUUCAGGAGCUAAACCAAAGUUAAAACAACCAGGCAGUAAACACAUAAAAUUGGGUGGCGCUUCAGCUGCAGCAGAUAGUGAUUCUGAUAACGAUGAGGCUGAUAAACAUCUUUUUGACAAUUUCGCUCUUAUGGAGAAAACCAUUAUGGAAAUUAAUGAUGAAGAUGAAAAUGAUAUAAGGAAAUUUAUGAACCCCAACCCAAAGCAGAGGAGAACUUUAGCAGAUAUUAUUACCGAAAAGUUAGCUGAGAAGAAAACAGCUAUGACAGAAAUGAUGAGUGAUGUUCACAUAGAGGAGGAAAUAGAUGAAACUGUUAAAGAACAUUUUAUUAAAAUUGGAGAAGUAUUAUCUCAUUAUCGAAGUGGAAAAUUACCUAAGGGAUUUAAAGCUAUUCCUUCUUUCCCUAAUUGGCAACAGCUUUUGGAGCUGACUAAACCUGAGAACUGGACAGCUGCUUCUGUAUAUGCUGGUACAAGAAUUUUUGUCUCCAAUUUACCCAAGUAUCAAUUUAAAGACUUCUGUUCCCUUGUUCUCUUACCUCGAAUUCGUGAUGAUAUUGUUGAAUAUAAACGACUAAAUUUUCACCUGUUUCAGGCGCUCCAUAAAAGUAUCUACAAACCUGGUGAUUUUUAUGAAGGAAUUGUUUUACCACUAUGUGAGUCUGGUGAUUGCACACUAAGGGAAGCAACCAUAGUGGCAGGAGUUGUGUCACAGACAUCUAUUCCAGUUGGAUAUUCUGCAGCGGCACUUAUUUUAAUUUCGAAAAUGGAGUACAAUGGGGCUAACAGUAUAUUUAUGCGUACAAUAUUGAACAAAAAGUAUUCUCUGCCUCUUUCAGCUAUUGAUGCUGUUGUGGAACAUUUUAUGAGGUUCAUGGAUGUUGAUGAAAAAAUGCCAGUUCUAUGGCAUCAGUGCUUAUUGACAUUAGCCCAGAGAUACAAGAAUGAUUUAACAAAACAACAGAAGUCACAGAUUUUAAAGUUGAUAAACAUUCAUGAUCACCAUGAGAUAACCCCAGAAAUAAGGAGGGAGAUUACCCAGAGUAAAAGAUGUCGAGGUGAUCCUGAAAUAGAGGAUGAAGACAUGUCAUCUGUUUAAUAAAGAUUGUUUUAGUGGGAACGGGAUUAUGUUGGGAAAUGUAAAUUAAAUUUAUAAAAUAAGCAUACAUUUUGCUUGGUGUUGAUUUAGAAACUUAUGAAUAAUGAAUUGUAAGUUAAACAGUGUAUAACUCUUAUGUAAAUAUUAGGUUUUGAAGUACUAGCAUCAUAUGAGUUGAAUUUAGAAACAUUUAAAAACACUGGUUUUGAAAUGGUGAUACUGUACUUAGAUUUUGUGUUUAAUUUAUUAAUGCAAACAAGUGGAUCAGAUUAGUUUGCAUAGGAUAUCUUUUCAGCUAACAGAAUGCUAGUCAAAGUUUCUGUAUCUUAAAGCCAGUGUUUAAAUAUUUGUUUUUAAACUAUUUCAAUGCCAAGGUUGUAAAUAACAUUUAAU